CGGGCAUUGAGAGCAUUUGGCUUCUCGGAGGGCUCCUUUCUGCGAUUUCGGUGCCCCUUUGACCACUCCAUCGCUCUCGCUCUCUCUAUCCUUCCCUCUGUGUGUCUGUCUGGCUAUGGCGUUUUUUCUUCCUCAACCUUUCUCUCGUCGCUGUUAAGGAUAUGGUGGCUGCGGCUACCAGUGGCCUCGUGCCUGCGAGGAUCUGGGAGUGGAGUGGGACUGUGCUGCGGCAUGGUUUAGCAGCGUAGAAUAUGUUCUUGUGCGGUGGAAGGGCGGAGAGUGUGAUGAGAGGGAAGUGGUGGUUGCGGCGACGUGGAGUUGAUUUUGAUGUUGGAGGCCGGUGGUUGUUUCCUAGAGCGGAGAAGAAGCACGCGUGAGGGCUUAGAGGAUAGGGAGAAGGUGUAGCGGGUGACGGAAAAGUGAAGCAGAGCGGAGAGGUGAGAGGAGGAAAGGACGGCGGGAUUAGAGGGAUCGAGGAACUUAAGAUCAGAGGAGGAAAUGUCAUGCAUGAGUCUCAAAACGAGGAGAGGCAGCAGCAGCAGCAUCAGGAGCAGCACAUGUGUUCUCCCCCCUCACAACGCUCAUCUGUUGAGAACCCCGCCGACCAAAGAGUAUUUACUAAGGACGGACGAGCUCUCAACAUUGGAGAUUGCGCACUUUUCCAGUCAGGGAAUGAUCUCCCGUUCAUCGGGAUAUUACGUAAAGUGACCCUUGAGACAGUUGACCAAGUAAAAUUGACUGUUAAUUGGUUGUAUCGAGAGAAGGACAUAAAGCUAGCUAAAGGAUCAGUGCCUGAAGCAGAGCCAAACGAAAUAUUUUACUCGUUUCACAGGGAUGUUAUUCCAGAAGCGACGCUGCUGCAUCCUUGUAGAGUCGCAUUUUUACAGGAAGGAGUUGAAGUACCUACCGGAGUUUCUUUUGGAUUCGCCUGUCGAAGAGUCUACGAUACCGCAAACAAGCGUUUGUAUUGGCUUUCAGAUCGAGAUUACACCAAUGAACACCAGGAGGAGGUAGAUGAACUCUUGGAUAGAACAAAGCUGGAGAUGCAGGCAGCUACACAGACAGGGGGGCCUUCUCCAAGGAAUUUAACAGGAUCUGCAACAGUCCAACUAUUGAAAGGUGUGAGCGAAUCCGUGCAAAAUGGUUCCUACUCAGCAGCUGGGAAGUGCAAGAAACGGGAACGUUCUGAUCAAAAUGUUGACCUCACUAAGCGGGAACGGAAUUUGAAGCCUGAGGAUGCAGAGGGCAGUCCCUUGAAGCGCGAGCGCAGCAUGAAGCCUGAAGAGAUCAUUACUAAUCUGGAUAAGGAUGGGGGCCUCGUAGAUUUGACUGGUGUGGAAUCUUUAGUCCAGCAAAUGCAGCAAGAUCAGAAUGAUGGUAGCAAGAAAGUGGCAGAUGUUACUAAUCGUCGUACCAAGUUAGCAAAUAUAAUUGCUGCAACUGAGAAAGAAGAGUGCCUCACCGGGUUCUUAAAAUUAGGAGGAUUACGGUUACUUGACGAAUGGUUACAAGAAGCUCAUAAAGGCAAAGUAGGAGAUGUCGGUAGUCCGAGGGAAGGAGACAAGAGUGUUGAGGAAUUGCUGUUAGGCCUUCUUCGAGCUCUGGACAAGCUCCCUGUAGAUUUGAAUGCGUUGAAGACAUGUGUUGUUGGUAAAUCUGUGAAUCACUUGCGAGGUCACAAAAACGUGGAAAUCCAGAAGAAGGCCAGAAAGUUGGUAGAUGUUUGGAAGAAGCGUGUGGAUUCAGAAAUGAAGCUGUCAGGUGAAGGAAAGCCGACUGGAGGAAAUGGGAUUUGGUCGUCAUGUAAGCUGCCACAAUCUGAGCCAGUUCAUAAUAUAUCAAUGAAGGAUUCGUCGGGUCCUCUUGAGGUAGUCGUGAAAACAUCUGUAGCCACUGCAGGUAAUGCGAAAGACGUACAGAAUGGUCCAAGCAGCGGAGAUGGUCCUGCUAAAACCCCAGAAGUAUCUGGAAAAGUUGGUUCUCCUCCUCUACCUGCUGGUAAAGAUAGUAGUUCAAAGCUUCCUGCAGUGAAUUUUGGUUCUGAUGUGCAUGCAGACAUGGUAAAAGAUGAGAAGAGUAGUUGUUCGAGUCAUUCUCUUAGCAAUGGGCAUUAUUUGGUCAGUGGAACAGAGAAGAGCGCUACCACGCCUCGGAAAGAGGAGGUUAAGAAUGGUGUUGUGGUUUCUGGAAAAUCUGGUGGUAGUAGCUCAGGGCUGCCGAGCUUGGGGCAAUCUGGAGUAAAUGCGUCAGGUGGUUUGAAGGAGGCUGGUUCUGAUAAACCUACUGUCUGGAGUAAGAAUACAGCGUCUGAGAAAGCAGGCAGUCCAGUGGGAGGUGCAGAGAAAGAUGUGGAGUCAGGAGGUUCUCAGCAGCGCCUCAUCGUGCGAAUACCAAAUCCUGCGCGUAGUCCUGCACCGACGAGCGGUGGAACGGAUGAUGAUCAUGUUAGCAGAAGCUCUUCUCCAAGCGCUUCGGAACUUCAAACGUCCGCUAAUUUUGAUAAGUCGCAACAAAAUGAGGCCACAGAAAUUACAAAUCCCUCAGCAAGGCCGUCAAGACCUGCUCCCAUGGAUACAGCCGAUGGAGCAAUGGGCUUGUUAGCUACCGUUGCAGCUGCUGCUGAGGAGUCGGGAGGAGAAUUUCUUAACAAUGUUGACAGCACAGGUCAGGCAGACACGAGGAUGGAUGCCAUUGUUCAGAGGACAAAACAUGAAGAUACAGGAGCAACGCAAAGCUACGCAGAUCAUGAUCCCUCACCAAGUGUCGGUCCUGGAGAUGGAAAGAGCGUUCGAAAGGAACAGCAGAUUGCUAGUGUCGCACCUGAGCAGUCUGCUGUAGCUGAGAAGACUGUGGAAAGGCACAGUUUGCGUAGAGAUGCGGCUAGUGGGGAAGGGAUACGAAUGGAUAGCUCUAGUGCAAAGUUGACGGUGGAUCAUCCUUGUUUGAAAGAGCAUAAGGUGAAAGACAUAAAUGGUCUGGAGAGUAAGCCUGCUGGUUUUGAUGGGCAACUUAGUAGUAAGUUUGGGACAAGGACGGGAGAAAGGGGGUUGUCACGCACUCACUCAAUGGUUUCCAAGUCUGCUAUUGAACUCUGCAAUGGUAUAGGCGUCGGAUUGGGAGAUUUCAGGUCUCCCUUUGGAGUAGCAUCUGUAGAGCAUCUGAAGGAUGAAAGGCCGGGCAGAAAGAGAGGUCAAGAAGUAGGUCAGUUGUUUGGGAGAAGAAGCGAGUCUGAUGCGCAUCGAAUCGCGGACCUGGGGUUCCCGGAGGAGGACGUACUAGAAGUCGCUAGGCAGGCUGCAGACGAGGUGGAGCAGAUGGAAAAAUACGGAAAACCUGUAUCUAGCUCAUUAUCGGACAGAGAUGCACAUGAGAAUAGACACGUGGGCAUUUCUUCAGCAACUGAAACGAGAGAUCUAGGUGUUGCCGACGCAGCUGGUAGGGACAGAAUGCCCUCUGUGGUACUUGACAAUGCAAAAAAUGCCAAGGCCAGUACCCUGGAUCAGCGCUAUUCUGAGAUAAACGUGCGGAUGCAUUUCGAUGAUACCAGAGAGGACACGGAACAUAAGAUAGGUGGCACUGCAGAAGCUACAGCUGGUUCAUUGGAGGGUCACGAGCCGGAUGCGUCAAUUUCUGGGCAGAGGGGCGUUGUGGUCUCUGCUUCUUCACCCAUAGCACAGGAAUCAUACGUGUCGCUGGAAACUAGCCCACAAGAUUCAAGAGGGGUAAAUCCAAACACACCACAACAAGCUGUAGAAAGUUGUGGUCCCGUUGAAGGUCCAGUAGGAAGGAGUGAGGUGGCUGAGCGCCCUAUUUUUGAUUUGAACGAGGGUUUUAUGGGAGAUGACAGUCCUCAGGAUGACGCUGCCACACCUCUACCUGUUUCAGGGCCCUCUACUUUGGUCCAUCCUAUAGCUUCUGGAGCCUCAGCAAGUGCAGUUGCUGCUCCCAUUGCUGUCCUUGUUGCCACUAAAGGAGCUUUUAUCCCUCCUGCGAGCCCUUUGAGGAUUGAAGGAGAUCGUGGGUGGAAAGGUUCUGCGGCAACUAGUGCUUUCCGUCCAGCAGAGCCUCGUCGUACACCCGAGAGGCUCAAUUCUAAUGGAGAAAGCAUGGCCUCGGAUGGGAGCCUAGCCAUGACGGCCAUCUCGCAGAAGCGGGCCAGGCCGCUUUUGGAAUUUGACCUAAAUGUGGCGGAUGAGAGGGUCACCCAUGAUGCUGUGAUUUCAGCAACCACCUUGUCCUCUCAGGGUUCAGUCUUAGGGAUGUCUUUGCAUAGCAAUUCCGUACCAUCUAGCUUGGUGUCAGGCUUAACUUGCGUAAAGCCAGAGAGUUCACGUGUGGCAUUUUUGAAACCGGAGAGUUCUAGUUCAGCGUAUCCCCUCUCUAACGGUGGCAGUGGACCGCUGCGGAGCAGUCAAGGGCAAGUCCCUCCUACUAUUGGACAAGGCGUUAUGCGGUCCACCUUGGACUUAGAUUUGAAUCGAAUGGAUGAUAGUGAAGAUAACUGCGUGCCUUUGUCUGUAGACCCGCGAGGAAUUAUGGAGGGGAUUGGCUCGUCGGCACGGAGCAACAACAGCACAACACAACAGCAAUCACAACCUCCACCACAACCACCGAGGAGGCCGAUGGAUUUUGAUCUGAAUGACGGCCCAUCGUUGGAGGAGAGUGGUAGUGAAGAGCCUGCCGUACACCCCUUUAUGUUACGAAAGCCUCCAGCUGGAAUUGUAGGGUCCUCGGUAAUGACACUUACAGGCCUGAGGAUGGGAGGUGGUGAUACUAUGAGCUUGUCACCGUGGGCGUUCACUGUUUCUGGUAAUGGUAAUCCUGGGGUUGCUGUUCCCCAUUCGGGAUUUGCAGUUGCUAAUGCGCCUGCUCCUCAUUCAUUUUUGAACUCCAGUGCUGGCGCUGGCCCUUUUCCAGCCUCUGCUGCCGCAGGAAGUGGUGUCAGUGGCGAGAUGUUCGGGGCUGGUGGUUUAGGGUUCGCACCCCCUACAGUGGUGUAUCCUGGAUCAGAAAGGAUGACAUUUGGAGGGCCUCAUGUGCCUUAUCCAAUGCUAGGAAAUUCUCCAGGUUUUCUUUCAUCUUCUGCUCCUUUUCCGGUGACGUCCACACCAUUCGGUGAGAUGCCUAAUUCGCUCCCUUUUACAUCGAUGAGUUCCCAACCCUUGGUGACCCCCGGGACUAUGACUUCUCCAUAUUUGAUGGGCAUGACAGAGAUGGGUCCCGUAGGAAAUGUUGGACCAGAACACGCCUGGAGCAGGCUUAGUUUGGACUUGAACUCAGGUCCUGAGGCAGGUGAGAGUGAGGGCACGAGGGAGGAUGUCUUGCACGGGAGAUUACCGCCGCUGCAUCCAGGGGCGCCACCGUUCUCAGAUUUUAGUGCCACUCUUGCCCAAGUAGCAGCAUCAAGCAAUACCCCGCUCCCUCCACCAGUGAAGCGGAAGGAACCAGAGGGAGGAUGGAACCUCCACUCAGGGGUAGGAAUAUAUAAGCAAUCAACGUGGCGGUGAUUGAUAUAUACACGAGUAUUUAUUUAUUUAUUUAUUUGUGUACAGUCAAACUGAGACAGCUCUCAGGCAUCCGGUGGAGUCCCGCAGGCAAAUUUUCUUUGUGAACGACUCCAGCUAGCCUAACGGUGAGCGGUUCUUGGCUUUUCUUUUCACCGAAGGACACCUCUUCCUUGUUCUUUAAGCUGGCAAGGUGGCAGGCCAUUGGGCGAAUCGAGUGUGAAUUUGGGCUCCAUCAAAUCGACAGUUUGAUGACGUUUGGCAUGAGGACUGACAGUUAUUGAUUUUAGAACAUAAGAAUUGGGUCAGAACGAGAUGUGAGCGCACAGCCUUGAUUGCUCGUGCAUGCUCUGAAGAUGGCAUCUUAGCCGAUGUUCACUCUCGGGGAGGUCGUGUGGUCCUUCUGCCCUGGCAGAACAAUUUGUUAAUAUCUGUCAGUUGGGGCCUCCAGGACAGUUUAUUUUUUUAUUUUUUUAUUUUUUAUCUCCUUUUCCUUUUUUUUCCUUUUUUCCUUAAAAAUUUGAAUGUUAAAUCUGUAUCUGUAGUUGCCUAGAUCUUUAGUGGUCCUAGAGUAUCUUUAUUAUCCUAAGUCCAGGGCCAUGUUAUCAUGGUUGCAUACCCCCUGAUAGUCGUGCUUUGGCGAUGUGCAGUCAUGGUUUGUGUAUCUGUGAAAGAGUAUGGUCACCAUCUGACAAUUUUUGGUUUGUUAUUACGUGUUCAUGGAAUCCAAUCCCUUUUCAAAACCUA
Molecule: messenger RNA, 6251 nt
Organism: Physcomitrium patens
Lineage: Eukaryota; Viridiplantae; Streptophyta; Bryopsida; Funariales; Funariaceae
Cellular component (GO): nucleus
Molecular function (GO): chromatin binding
Source: RefSeq, a predicted model, not a curated record